Molecule: messenger RNA, 1985 nt
Organism: Xenopus laevis (African clawed frog)
Lineage: Eukaryota; Metazoa; Chordata; Amphibia; Anura; Pipidae
Product: dimethylaniline monooxygenase [N-oxide-forming] 2
Exons: 9
Coding region: 297-1895 (532 amino acids)
Source: RefSeq, a predicted model, not a curated record
UGUAAUAUAUUACAUCUGUUCAAAUCUGUUUCAUAGAUCAACAUCUCUUUAUUUUAUUUUUUCUUUCUGAAAAGUGCACGUCUGUAAAGAAGUCAAGCCUGUGGGUGAGACCUGUGUGAUGCAUGUGGCAUGAGUCCAAAAUUCUAAUAGAUCUAAAGGUUGGGUGAAAUAUGUCUUAACCCUAAUCUGUAAUACCUCCCCUCCUCAUAACUCAUUUAACAUAAAAAGUCUGACAGUAGAAUAGACAGUCACAGACAGGAGGGGAAGCUAACAGUUACCUGUGACAACUAGAAAAAAUGGUUAAAAAUGUUGCAGUGAUUGGAGCUGGAAUCAGUGGUUUGGCGGCUAUCAAAUCCUGCCUGGAAGAAGGUUUGGAGCCCACGUGCUUUGAAAGAAGUGAUGAUAUUGGAGGCCUCUGGAGAUUUACGGACAAUUCAGAGGAUGGGAGAGCCAGUAUCUACAACUCUUUGGUCACCAAUGUUUCCAAGGAAAUAAUGUGUCUCAGUGACUUUCCAAUGCCAGAGGAUUUUCCCAACUUUCUGCCCCAUCACAAAUACUUUGAGUAUUGCAGAAUGUAUGCAGAACAUUUCAAACUGCUAAAAUAUAUCAGAUUUAAGACGGAGGUUUGCAAUGUACAGCGAAAAUCUGAUUUUUCUGUAACAGGACAAUGGGUCAUAGAGACCAAAACCAAUGGGAAAACAGAGACCACAAUCUUUGAUGCUGUUAUGAUAUGUACUGGUCAGCAUGAACAACCCGUGUUCCCUUUGGAUUCAUUCUCAGGCAUUAAGAAGUUUAAGGGGCAGAUUCUGCAUUGCCGACAAUACAAGAGACCUGUUGGUUUUGAUGGGAAACAAGUGUUGAUUGUGGGAAUGGGUAACACUGGAGUUGACAUUGCUACGGACCUCUGUACCAAAGCUGCAAAGGUAUAUCUUAGCACAAGAACUGGUGUCUGGGUGCUCCGUCGACUUGGACAAGAUGGAUAUCCAUGGGAUUUAAGUUUCAUCACACGAUUCAGAAGCUGGAUUCGAAACACAGCGCCACCAUCAAUAGCACGAUGGCUUCUUAAGAAGUAUAUGAAUGACCAAUUUGACCAUAGUUUCUAUGGAAUACAACCUGAAGGCAUUGUGUGGAAGGAGCCUUUAGUGAAUGAGGAGCUCCCAAGUCGUCUUCUUUCUGGAACUAUUGUGAUAAAACCAGAAGUGAAAGAAUUUACUGAGACUUCAGUCUGUUUUGAAGAUGGCACCAGAGUAGAUAACCUUGAUGUUGUGAUCUUCGCCACUGGGUAUCAGUUCUCCUUUCCCUUUCUGGAGGAAUCGGUUAUUAAGGUGGAUGAUAGCAAAGGAUUUUUGUACAAGAGAGUCAUUCCAGUUGGCCUCCAAAAGCCAACGCUUGCUGUCAUUGGUCUUGUUUUGCCUAUUGGACCAAUCAUGGUGCUUUCUGAACUUCAGUGCCGAUGGGCCACCAGACUAUUUAAAGGAUUAAUCAAGAUGCCUUCAGCCCAAGAGAAGAGCCAAGAUUUGGCUAGGGAUGAAAAACUCAGAGACAAAUGGUUUGCAACAUCUAAAGAUAAUUCUCGACGUACUGACUACACUUUAUAUUUGGAUGACCUGGCUUUGCAGAUUGGGGUGAAACCAAACAUAUUUAAGUUGUUUCUCACAGAUCCAGUUCUGGCCACAAAAGUUUUAUUUGGACCCUGCAAUUCUUACCAGUACCGUUUAACUGGACCUGGGAAGUGGCCUGGUGCCAGAGAAGCAAUAGUAACCCAGUGGAAGAGGAUUAAGAAACCCUUGCUCACAAGAGUUGUAAAAGAUGACCCUCAUUUCCCUUUGACAUUGCAUGUUCUUUGGUUUUUUUGGUUUGUGGUUUUGCUUGGAGCUAUUUGGAUAAUGACUUGAUCAAGCCAUAACAAUGCUGUAAAAUACAAUAUCAAUGCUAAGUUACCUUGUUAAAUUGAUUGAUGAAGUAUGUAGAAUUGCUUUGUUAAG